Molecule: messenger RNA, 224 nt
Organism: Meloidogyne enterolobii
Lineage: Eukaryota; Metazoa; Nematoda; Chromadorea; Rhabditida; Meloidogynidae
Source: the annotation of a GenBank genome assembly
UUAGUCCACAAAGGUUGCCUCAAAUGGAGGAACAUCGAACAGACAUGAAAAACAUUCGAGGAGAAUAUAGAAAAUAUUUUGCAAGUGUGUAUUAUGGAAGUAAAAUUACUGGAAGUGGAAUAAUAAAACUUGUUUUUAGUAACGAUUUUGAUUAUGAAGAUGAUUAUGGUGAGUCAAGAACCUAUAUGGUAUCGAGAAUCUAUCUCCACAAGGUCACACGCUAG